Molecule: messenger RNA, 204 nt
Organism: Sphaeroforma arctica JP610
Lineage: Eukaryota; Ichthyosporea; Ichthyophonida
Exons: 2
Source: RefSeq, a predicted model, not a curated record
AAUGCUGCGCUGCCUGUUUUGAAUGCGAAGGUGGAUUGCAAUGCUCGGUCUGACAUUGAAGUGGCCAUAGACGCAUUUGAUGUCAAUAACACUACCACGAUGGAGGAUGCUGAACUGCCCGAUCUCUUCGUUUCAGUCAAGUCCGGAUAUCUAUAUGGUAUUGGUUACAAUUACACGUCUGAAGUUCGUAUCUACGAAACUUAG